GCCCUCCGGCGCAUGCGGGCGGCUCCGAGAACCAUCGAGGGCCUCUAUCGUGCUAUCCUAGAGUGUCCCGGAAGUGUCUCUGGGCCCUUCCUGAGGCCCGGCCAACUUCCUGCUUCUGCCAGCCGCCGCAAGCUACUAUCGGACCGCUUCUUCCAGGCAGCUGUGGUUAGGACCUUCUCUUCGGACUGAGCAGGAAAGGGGAAGCAAGAAUGUCUGCUUUGGGGGCUGCAGCCCCGUACCUGCACCAUCCAGCCGACAGUCACAGUGGCCGGGUCAGUUUUCUGGGGGCCCAGCCCUCUCCACAAGUGGCGGCAGUGGCUCAGCUCAUGAGGGACUUGGACAGGAGCACCUUCAGAAAGUUGCUGAAGCUUGUUGUGGGGGCCCUGCAUGGAAAAGACUGCAGGGAAGCCGUGCAGCACCUCGGUGCCAGUGCCAACCUGUCAGAGGAGCGUCUGGCCGUCCUGUUGGCAGGCACACACACACUGCUCCAGCAAGCUCUCCGGCGGCCCCCUGCCAGUCUGAAGCCAGAAGCCUUCCAGGAUGAGCUCCAGGAACUUGGCAUCCCUCAAGAUCUGAUUGGAGAUUUAGCCAGUUUGGUAUUUGGGAGUCAGCGCCCUGUUCUCGACUCAGUGGCCCAACAACAGGCGUCCUGGCUGCCCCACAUGUCUUACUUCCGGUGGCGGGUAGAUGUGGCCAUCUCCACAAGUACUCAGUCCCGCUCCCUGCAACCGAGUGUUCUCAUGCAGCUGAAGCUCACCGAUGGGUCUGCACACCGCUUCGAGGUUCCCAUCGCCAAAUUCCAGGAGCUGCGGUACAGUGUAGCCUUGGUCCUUAAGGAGAUGGCUGAACUGGAGAAAAAGUGCGAGCGCAAACUGCAGGACUGAACCUUGGUAUUGUGGGUGCUGAAACUGGUACCAUAGCUCCCACUAGUCAUGAGGCCAACUCAAUUGAGGGCCUGCAUGUAAGGAUGUGUUUUGUUUAAGGGACAAGACAGCUGUGACUUUCUGGUUUGUUUUGCUUUUCUGAGUGAACUAUGGGCAUAGUGGCAUUUAUAAUCUCAACACUUGGAAGGCUCAGGCUGCAGAAUGGUAAAUUUAAGGUCAGCCUGGGUUACAUAUCGAGAUUCAGUUUUAAACUAAAGUAAAGCAACUAUUAAAAACAUGUUCUUCUA
Molecule: messenger RNA, 1171 nt
Organism: Cricetulus griseus (Chinese hamster)
Lineage: Eukaryota; Metazoa; Chordata; Mammalia; Rodentia; Cricetidae
Source: RefSeq, a predicted model, not a curated record